CGUUGGGCGAUGAUGGUCAGUGUGCAUGCAGUCCUCCCUGGAUGGCCGGAGACAACUGUGACAUGUACUACGAAGAUUGCAGUGCUGCGUUCGCCGCCGGGUUGACGGUCCCAGGUCACAUCGAGGUUAUACAGAUAAAGCCCCUGGAUGUCAUUGCGCCGUUCUUUGCGAAGUGCUACCUGGGUGAUGGGGGAUACACCUACAUCGAGGAGCGCAACCCGAGCUGUGACACCGACUUCAUGAACAGACAGUACGACGACUACGACAUCGGGUUCGGGGACGUUGGAGGUUGUUCCUCCUUUUUAGGCCUCAACAAGAUUGAGAAGAUCUUGAAGAGUGAGUCUUACAAGCUGGAUGUGGAAAUCGUGGGGGAUGGCUUCUCUGGUCAUGCUUACUACAGCAAGUUCUUCCUGAAAGGGUCCAGUGACAAGUAUGAAGUGUCGUGGGACGUUUUCAGCUCUGAUGAUUUAGAGUGAGUGAAUG
This is a messenger RNA of Haliotis rufescens (red abalone), 483 nucleotides long. RefSeq names its product fibrinogen-like protein 1. The transcript is spliced from 2 exons. The coding region runs from base 42 to 476 and encodes 144 amino acids. The record is from RefSeq and is a predicted model, not a curated record. Lineage: Eukaryota; Metazoa; Mollusca; Gastropoda; Lepetellida; Haliotidae.